AUGUCAAGGCCGUGCCCACCCCCCAAUUGGCGCGACCCCGCCUCCGCCGCCCCGCGCCACCACGAAGCUCUCCUUCUUUUACCCGGAGCUGCGGUUUCGUCCUUUACAGCCCUGAAAGCUGCCUACGAGCCCGCGUUUUCCACCAGCCUAUCGGAACUAUGGGCCUCCGUGAAGGGAACGAAACGCUCGGCCGUCCUGGACAUCGCCGUCGCGGUCUCCGGCCUUGUUCCCUCGGAUGCUAGGCAGAGAAACAGGGUGUUUGAUCAUCUUCAACGCCUGCUGGCCGAUGUUUAUAAGCUUGUGGGACUUGUUAGUGUGAAACGGCACAUCGAGCUGGACGGCCCUGGCGGCGUGGACGCCAGAGUCUUUUUCGUAGACCGCACCAAACCAAUUGGGUCGCGGGCUGCCGGUUCGCCUCAGAUUGGGCCUGUUGUUAGCCUUGCCUCUCUGGCAGCUUCAAGACGUGCCUGGAAGGUUAUCUACUCGGUUGAUUCGCCCCAGGGUGACGACUUCUUGCGGGAAAUGCGCCAGGCAGUGGACCAGGAAACCGGAUUGGGGGCUCAACUGAAUAUACAGAGAUUGCCUGGCACGAAUGAUGGACACCCACCAGGCCUGGAAAUCGAGGAGUCUACCUCGCAUUCCACGCCACACUACCAUGUUGCUGUUGGUGGCACGUUUGACCAUUUACACACCGGGCACAAGCUGCUCCUUACAGCUACACUCCUCGCCCUGGAUCCCUAUGUGGGCCAGUUUCCAAGCCCGAUGAGAGUGAUGACGAUUGGGAUCACAGGAGACGAGAUGUUAGUGAACAAGCAAUACUCAGAGUUCUUGGAGUCCUGGGUAGAGAGAUGGAACGGCGUUUGGGAGUUUCUCCAGUCAAUUAUAGACUUCUUCCCUCCAGGGACUCCCAAGCAGAUCUACAUGGAUUACAGUGCCACUUCUAAAACCAAAGGUGCAACCGCUUUGAUCGGUGAAAGUGAAAGUUUAAAACUCAGAGCCGUGCCGAUCGCUGACCCGUUCGGUCCGACUAUCACGGAUCAAGAUAUCACUGCUUUGGUCGUCUCGAAAGAAACGCGGUCGGGCGGGAAGUCUGUCAACGACGAACGCGCGAAAAAGGGCUGGGAGACGCUGGAGGUCUUUGAAGUCGACGUUUUAGAUUUGAGUGAACCAGAAGCGGCAAAGAGCAAUGCAUCUAUGGAGACUUUUGAGUCAAAGAUCAGCAGUACAGAAAUUCGAAAGCGUCGAAUGAAUUUAGCAAAGGGCAGUCCUAGUCUUUGA
Molecule: messenger RNA, 1278 nt
Organism: Uncinocarpus reesii 1704
Lineage: Eukaryota; Fungi; Ascomycota; Eurotiomycetes; Onygenales; Onygenaceae
Exons: 1
Coding region: 1-1278 (425 amino acids)
Biological process (GO): coenzyme A biosynthetic process
Molecular function (GO): dephospho-CoA kinase activity
Source: RefSeq, a predicted model, not a curated record